AUGUCCAUCGUCACCCAGGCCGUCGACAGCACCGCGCCCACCCUCUCCGAGGAAUAUGUGCAGGAAUGCUUCCAUUCGUAUCUCAAGUCAUCUUUGAUGCACGCCAAGGCGGAAGGUUUGUUGGAUGAGGAGACGCUCUCGAGCGCAGAGGCCGAUCUCAUGAUUACGGGGCCUGCACUGUGCCUGUACUUUGCUGCCCUGAGAUCUACCACAAACCCUCCGUCUGUCCCCCUUCCCCGCCGUCAAAAGCACGGAACGUCCGGGCCACCCACUGACCUCUCCCUCAACAACUGCCCUCCCACCUUCCGUCAAUUCCUCAUCGUAUGGUCGCAAGUCGUACCCUCAAUCCAAGCACUCAUCCCCAGCCACCAGCAUGACCUCGCUCGGGUCAUCUGCGGCUUCGAGCCAGUUUCCUCUCCACUCAACCCCCGCCUGAAUGGCAUAGCCGCAGAUCUUCGCGCGGUGGCCAUUGAAAUCAGCAUGCGUCGGACUUUCCAGGAGAGAUACGCGGUCGAUCUUCAAAGCGCAUUGGACAGCGGUGCUCCGCGUACUCCAGGCAGCGGGAAAAAGGCGAGCUUCGUUCCUCCACCGAGCUACGAAGACGCCUCCCCACAAUCAAGUGCGCCCCCAUCCCCCCGACCCAACACCUCCACCCUCGCCCCCCACUCUCCCCGUUCGAGUGUCCCACCAUCACCCCAACCACACUUCCUGUCGCCCAACUCUCCCCCCGCGCGCCUCACCGUCCUCCCCUCCUCCCGCACCCACUCCCGCACGCCUUCCGCAUCGAGCGUCAGCAGCCUCGGCUCCACGCACUCGCGCGACUCCGAGCCCUUCUCGCCCACCAUCCUCGCCGACGCGCCUGGGAUCGAGUUCAUCCGGGAGACGCUCUACGCCGCGCUCGCAGACGUGCUCGAGCGCAAGCCGCACAUCCGUGCGUUGCUCGCCCGCGACCCGACCCGCGCGUACUUCGCCGCCGUCGCGCUCGCUAUCACCGACGUCGCCUCGUCGUCCGCGACGCGCGCGGACCCCACGCAGAAGGUCCUCGAGGACAUGCUCGCGCCCGGCGCGCCCCGCCACGGCGACGAGCCCAUCCUCCGCGGCGUGCUCGGCCAGAUGCUCGCGCUCAGCGACUGCCCAGCGCCUCUGCGGCCGUUCAUGGCGGAGCUGUGCGCUCUCGGCACGGAGCUGCACGCGAUGGAGGAGCGGGACAGUGAGGCGACGGUGGAGGCGCUCUCGGCGGGCGAGGCGCCUCCCGCGCCGCGGCUCGAGCGCGUGUACGAGAUCCUGGAGCGCGGGAUCGGGUACGCGCACCGUGAGGAGGACGUUGGGCGGAGGUCGCAGGACGGGUCGGAGCAGAUGCGGCGGCGGAGGGGGAGCACGGAGGGCCGGGCGGUCGCGUUUGCGAACCGGAUCAAUGCGCUCGCCCUGGGGAUGACGAAGCUACAGGCGUUCAAGCAGCGGCAGGACAUGGUGUUCAAGGUGCUGGCGGGGGUAGGGUCGUAA
Epithele typhae is the source of this 1503-nucleotide messenger RNA. RefSeq lists its product as uncharacterized. Bases 1 to 1503 code for a protein of 500 amino acids. The record is from RefSeq and is a predicted model, not a curated record. The transcript has 2 exons. NCBI's taxonomy places the organism in Eukaryota, Fungi, Basidiomycota, Agaricomycetes, Polyporales, Epitheliaceae.